This is a messenger RNA of Diaporthe citri, 411 nucleotides long. RefSeq lists its product as uncharacterized. The coding region runs from base 1 to 411 and encodes 136 amino acids. The record is from RefSeq and is a predicted model, not a curated record. Lineage: Eukaryota; Fungi; Ascomycota; Sordariomycetes; Diaporthales; Diaporthaceae. The transcript has a single exon.
AUGGCAUUCUCAACAUUCCUCACCACGGUCCUGAUCGAAUUCUUCGGUCACAAUCUGCCGUCCCGGCCUCCUUCGUCGCAGGAGGGGGCGUCGGUGGGGCCCGAAACCUCGAACGGUGUGACGGAAAGCAUGGGUCUCAUGGCGGACUUUGCGCCACCUGCAGGCCGGGGCCCACUGAUCGCCACUGGGCUUGCCGCUUUGGCCCCAAGCUCUUGGGACCUAGACAUUUCAGCCAAUAGCGCCCCCGGCGCGCCCUUCGUGAUGGUUGCAAACGUUUCAAGGCAGUCGGGCUCUGUGGAAGCCCUGUGGAAGCUCUGUCAGACACGACGGAACGCGACAGCAUCGAGGCGGUCAGGCGGUCAGUUUGGAGAAUGUUCCGUGUCUGGGACAAGACAGCUCAGUGGCUUGUGA